AUGUACAGCUUCAUGGGAGGAGGCCUGUUCUGCGCCAUUGUGGGGAACAUCCUGCUGGUGGUGUCCAUUGCCACUGACUACUGGAUGCAGUACCGCCUCUCUGGCAGCUUUGCCCAUCAGGGCCUGUGGAGGUACUGCAUGUCUGGCAAAUGCUACAUGCAGACCGACAGCAUUGCCUACUGGAAUGCCACGCGUGCCUUCAUGAUCCUGUCUGCUAUGUCUUGCUUUGCUGGUAUAAUUGCUGGAAUCUUGUCCUUUGCCCACUUCUCUGCAUUUGAGAGGUUCAACCGAUCCUUUGCUGCUGGGAUCAUGUUCUUUGUUUCCACUCUGUUUGUACUCCUGGCCAUGGCUAUCUACACUGGAGUCACAGUCAACUUUCUGGGGAAGCGUUUUGGUGACUGGCGCUUUUCCUGGUCCUAUAUCCUUGGCUGGGUGGCUCUACUCAUGACAUUUUUUGCAGGUAUAUUCUACAUGUGUGCCUACAGAAUGCAUGAGUGCCGAAGAGUGGCUGGACCUCGCUAG
Messenger RNA from Scleropages formosus (Asian bonytongue), 522 nucleotides. RefSeq names its product lens fiber membrane intrinsic protein-like. The coding region runs from base 1 to 522 and encodes 173 amino acids. Gene Ontology annotation, molecular function: structural constituent of eye lens. NCBI's taxonomy places the organism in Eukaryota, Metazoa, Chordata, Actinopteri, Osteoglossiformes, Osteoglossidae. The transcript has 4 exons. Gene Ontology annotation, cellular component: plasma membrane. The record is from RefSeq and is a predicted model, not a curated record.